GCCUGCAAGUGCCCACAUCUAUCAAGCAGGUGACUCAUGCAUACAGAGGGACCAAAAUAGACUAAGAUUGACUGAGACACAUAACAUGGAGGCUACAGUGUUCAACUGCUGGCUCUUUUUUCUGCUGUUUAGCCCUGCUGUUCCCAUGUGUUUGCCCACUGAUUUCACCCUGUAUGUGGAAAAGCCAGAAUGUGAGUUCUGUGUUGCAAUAAACACAACCAUCUGCAUGGGAUUUUGCUACUCAAGGGACAGCAACAUGAGGGAUAUUCUUGGCCCACGUUUCCUUGUCCAGAGGGGCUGCACCUAUGAUAAGGUUGAAUACCACACUGCUAUUCUGCCUGGCUGUCCCAUUGAAGCCAACCCUGUCUUCACCUACCCUGUGGCUCUCAGCUGCCACUGCAGUGCAUGCAGGACUGACACUGAUGAGUGCGCACACAGAGCCAGCAUGGAUGGAACAAAGUGUACCAAGCCUGUUAGGCGUAUCUACCCAUAUCCUGGCCACAGCAACUAUGUUAUCCCUUUUUGA
Neolamprologus brichardi is the source of this 526-nucleotide messenger RNA. RefSeq names its product thyroid stimulating hormone subunit beta a (gene tshba). Gene Ontology annotation, molecular function: hormone activity. Lineage: Eukaryota; Metazoa; Chordata; Actinopteri; Cichliformes; Cichlidae. Gene Ontology annotation, cellular component: extracellular region; cytoplasm. Gene Ontology annotation, biological process: G protein-coupled receptor signaling pathway. The record is from RefSeq and is a predicted model, not a curated record.